UAUUUGUUCGUUACUGUUGUUGCUUUGUUAAUUGUGGAAUUGUAAUUCAUUGAAGAUUCGAAUCGGAGAAAAUGGAAGUUGAACUUAAAUUCAAUGCGUGAAAGCAGUGUGGUGUGAUUCCUCCCGAGGUCGGAGUUGGAUUUAUAGUAAAUUGAUGAAUUAAAUUAUAUAAAAUGGAAAUUGAGCUCACUACAGUGUGUAAAAACAGCGUGGAAGGAUUCCCCUCGAGGACUGAGUUGAAUUUUGGCAAUGUAUAUCCGUGUCAAGCGCAGUAGGACAACCUACUUUAUUCAGUGUGAACCAACUGAGACAAUUUUACAAAUCAAGGAGAAAUUGCGGGUUCUUAUAGAUCAACCUGUAAAUGAUCAGCGCCUGAUUCUAUUGGAAACUAGGGAGGUUUUGGAUGACACAAAGUCAUUGGCGGAUCAGAAGGUUGAGAAUGAUGCUGUAGUGGCACUGACUCUGAAACAAGAUGAUAAUAACGAAUUUGAGGACGUGAAUGUGGUGAGACCGGAUGAUUUUUACCAAUCCCGCGAUCCAGACAGCAGCACCAAUUGGUGAUUCUGGGAUUUACUCGGACUAUCGUUGCUUUGACAUAAACAUCUGUAUGCUUUGUACACAUGGAGUUGAAAUAGAAGUACUGCUUUCUUUAACCCAUUUGUGGAUAAAUUGUACUUGUACCAUUUUAAAAUUUUGCCUUUAGUUUAUCUUAUUCUUUCC
Molecule: messenger RNA, 720 nt
Organism: Ipomoea triloba (trilobed morning glory)
Lineage: Eukaryota; Viridiplantae; Streptophyta; Magnoliopsida; Solanales; Convolvulaceae
Exons: 4
Coding region: 250-561 (103 amino acids)
Molecular function (GO): protein binding
Source: RefSeq, a predicted model, not a curated record